ACGUGACCUCGCAGCACAGCUACCAUGGCAGGUCGUUGCGCGCCAAAAAGUCCAACCGUGCUGCGGUCUUUUUAGGUUUUGCCCGCGAAGUCGCUGCAAUCUCUGCAAUUCCCUUUUUCUUUCUUGGUUCAUUUCUCUCCAUUCAUCGGCAGUCUCUUCAUCAACUUUCUCAGCGUUUGCUCCUCUUUUGCCAACGACAGAAGCGCGCAAUUUGUAGUGCUUACAUUUCGGAAGAAUCAUUACUACCAUUGUUCUUUUGUUUUUCAAGUGUCGAUUCUUUUUCAAGUACUUCAAUGUUGCGAUCUGCACUUAAUGAGGUGUCACCAGCUGGUUCAUUCAUCCGAAGCCCUUCAACUUUUCGUAAUUUUAUUUCAAAAGAUCCAAAUGCCCAGUUCCCUGCAGUAUCAGGAAGAUACCAUCUUUAUGUAUCUUAUGCAUGCCCCUGGGCAUCUAGAUGUCUGGCAUAUUUGAAACUCAAAGGGCUUGACAAGGCCAUUGGUUACACGGCUGUAAAAACAAAAUGGGAGAGGACCAAAGUUACUGAUGAGCAUAUUGGCUGGGUCUUUCCUGUUUCUAGCACGGAAGAACCUGGGGCCGAUCCUGAUCCUUGGAAUGGAGCCAAGAGUAUCAGGGAACUAUAUGAGCUUGCAAGUUCAAGCUAUUCAGGAAAAUAUACUGUGCCAGUCCUUUGGGAUAAGCAACUGAAAACAAUUGUAAAUAAUGAGAGUGCAGAAAUAAUCCGCAUGCUCAACACAGAGUUCAAUGCGAUAGCAGAAAAUGCUGAUUUGGACUUGUACCCCUCUCACCUGCAAUCAGUAAUUGAUGAGGUCAAUGUAUGGGUUUAUGAUGCGAUAAACAAUGGUGUAUAUAAGUGUGGGUUCGCUAAGAAACAAGGGCCUUAUGAUGAGGCUGUAGUCAAGUUAUAUGAUGCCUUGGACAAAUGUGAAGAGAUACUGAGCAAGCAACGCUAUAUUUGUGGGAAUGAGUUGACAGAAGCUGAUAUUCGUCUUUUUGUAACUCUGAUUAGGUUUGAGAUUAGGUUUGAUGAGGUGUAUGCUGUUCAUUUCAAAUGCAACAAGAAACUCAUCCGUGAAUAUCCGAAACUCUUCAAUUACACCAAAGAUAUUUAUCAAAUCCCUGGCAUCAGCAGCACCGUUAACAUGGAACACAUAAGGAAGGGCUACUAUGGAAUGUUUCCUCUCAAUCCCUAUGGAAUUAUACCAGUUGGACCCAACAUAGAUUAUUCCGCUUCUCAUGAUAGAGAGGUUUAUUAAUUUAUUAGGUAUGAGCAAUUUUCUUUUUUUUGGUUCUUUGGCUUCUUGGAACUACAUUGUGCUGAAUAUCAUUGUGUUGAAGAGGUAAUCAAUGCAUGAAUGGACUGAUUAUAUUGAGAAAUAAGCUUGUACCGGGUUGUGUGCCCAAUCUUAAAAGUUUGAUUAAUUAAUGUACAUGAUAUGAUGUUUAAUUUGUUGU
Molecule: messenger RNA, 1473 nt
Organism: Phalaenopsis equestris
Lineage: Eukaryota; Viridiplantae; Streptophyta; Magnoliopsida; Asparagales; Orchidaceae
Product: glutathionyl-hydroquinone reductase YqjG-like
Exons: 6
Coding region: 294-1274 (326 amino acids)
Cellular component (GO): cytoplasm
Molecular function (GO): glutathione transferase activity
Source: RefSeq, a predicted model, not a curated record